Periconia digitata is the source of this 2853-nucleotide messenger RNA. The record is from the annotation of a GenBank genome assembly. NCBI's taxonomy places the organism in Eukaryota, Fungi, Ascomycota, Dothideomycetes, Pleosporales, Periconiaceae.
AUGGUUUCAUUCUGUGAUCAUGCCGUAUCAAAUUAUAUACCCUUGUCCUCAUCAUUUCCAUCAUUGCCGGCCCUACCUUCUACCUCCAUUCUGGAAAUACUGUUCUUAAUGCUAUUCGUUUGCUACAUAUACCUACUCGCCAACCUGGCCCCAGGCCACAUACCCAAAGAUUCUAUAACAACCGAACGUAUAUCUGGUGAGACUUCAUAUAUUGCUUCGACAAAUCCAAGCGCCGACAACCCGCACAAUCAUAGCCCACGGAACAGAAGUUACAAUGAUGAGUUCGGUGAAACCAAAGAGGAACCCCCAGCAGGUCAGACAGGAUAUAGCCAUAAGGUUCAUGAACGGGAGUUGCGCGAGAAAAAUGCGGCAUUGAAGAAGGAACGCGAUGCAGCUAUAGACGCAUUGCAUAAUGAGCGUUCGAGGAGCGGCGCUGCAAGAGACAGCUCUGCCGUCUCGGAGAGCAUACGACGAGUAAGAUCCGCCCACAGCCAGAAGCCCACCACGCACAAACAGUUGCGGGUGUGGCAGCAGUUCGACAUGAAGAAGAUCUUUCACGCUCUUGACGACUCCAUAAAGCUUUUAUCUAGUCAGCUACAUUGGCAUAUACGGGAUUCAAAGGUGCUCAAGAAGAAAGCUUCUGCUCUAUCUGGAUCCUUAGUACUUAUCAAGGGAGUGCCAGACGUAUUGUGGCUGAACGAAGAGAUUCAUCUGCUACAAGGCGCCGUAUGGUCCAUUAUACUUGAGACGGUGUUUCAGAACGACUUCAAGGUAUUUGGCGAACGUGCACAGAGUUUCGCACAGGAAUUUGCGCAUCCCAAAGUGGAGGCGCAAUCCAUGAAGUGGCGCUGCUUGACGGGGGAACAAUUGGUGACGAGAUGCGGUCUUGUACAGUUCAGCUCUGCUAUGUCGAAUGGCCCCCUGGAGAAUGUAAGAGUGAUAUUAGGGAAAGAGUACAGCAUAGAAGAGUGCAUAUCGCGGAUGACUAGAACCAACGCUACAGAGCAUCUUCUGGACGAUAUGGACAAUCUUGCUCUCCAGAGCAUCCAUAGCGCGCGAAAACAAUUCAUCGACAGCCUAGAACUCCUUACUGGUCACUUCGGAGCUCGAAGAAAACUAGCUGAUUCGGUAAAAAGGGUUGUUACCGAUGCACAAGUUCUUGCUAUCCAGAUGGUCAUUCAACCCCACGUCUAUCGAUUUCGAGGUCCACCAUAUGGUGAGGCAUUUCGGAAGGUACAAAAAUACCAAGAACAAACAGUGGUCACAGCUAUCACUGAUGCUGGACAUACCCUCGAUGGAGAAAUCGUCUUUACAGUGAGCCCUGGGUUCGAAAAAUUCGAAAGCGCCGACUUACAGCAGUUCAAAACGCUUCACCCCGCUCUUGUGUAUGUCACUGGAACUAAGAAGACAAUGUUCUCUCCUCGAACACUUCCACACGUCAACCCGUCAGGUUUGCCUAGAAAUGUAGGCAAAUCAGGACCGUCACUAGAAACAUCAGAGUCGUCCAUGACGAAAACUCAAGAUAACCUAGAACGUAUGCGAAUUCUGGCCGCCUUCAAAAACCUGAAAAAUGCCGUUAAGGCUCUCGCAAACGCACUCCAAUAUACUAAUGCCUUGGACGACUUCCUAUCCGUGGCCCCACUCUCCUGGGACCAAAGAACAAGAAACCUUUUUACCGCUGAGAAGUCAAUCUGGGCAAAGCUCAUCUUUCACCUCUUCGAUAAUAAAUUCUGCAGUUAUGCAAUCCUAGGAGAAGCCCUCCAUCGCCACUGGACAAACGCAUACCCUGAGGUGCACUCAUCCGACCCCUCUUCCGUAUCAACUAUAGCCAAUUCAUGGCGCUACAAAGAAGGACUUAAGCUGCUGGAGAGUCUGGGUGGGGAGCUAUUUUUGAAGGAUCCCAAAGCAGCUGUGGUCAUUGACAGAAAAGUGGAAGACAGCUUGCAAGUCAAAAAAGACAUAGUGUGCCUAGACAUCCGCAAUUUUCUCGACGAAGUGUGCCAGCCCGCUCCACGCACUGACGCCACAUCUGCGCCUUCUAGCCCAGAAAGAAACGCUGUUAUCAAAGACAUGGUCCAACUCGCGAUCACUCUAGCCAUUCGCCUGGACGUCUCCCGCCAACACUACCAGAUCUACAACCCGGCUCGCCACACACCAUACACUCGUCCUCUUCCACCCGAACCCCCUAAAUUCACCCUUACGCCCGACUGCGCUCACCUCGAAAAAGGUUAUAUAGCAUUGACACUUGUUCCGGGCCUCAGAGUAUAUCCAGCUGCCGACCUCCGAAAAGAAGAACACCUAGUCCCGCCGGUUGUUCACGUCACCUCAUCGACCCUAGGUGACGUUUUCUACCCUGGACUCCCAACCACCCCCCUCACAGCCCGCGCAAUGGCAUUUCACGACGCGAAUAGUGCAGACCCACGAGUCGAAACCGUAGACACCCAAGAUCUCCCUCGACAGAAAACCGAUCCAUCGGGUGAAAGCAGCAGAAGUGAUAAUGUUAGUUAUGCAACGUCGAAGAGCCCACCUGGAUAUAGGGCCGAUCGAUCGACGCCCAUGACAAGCUUGUAUCCUUCUCUGAAUGGGAGUCAGCGAACAUCUAAUACAGACUCCAGAUUAAGUUUGGGAACACCCAAUCUGCAGGAUGGUGGAGUUGCUGUAGAACAAGAGCUGAAUGGCGCCACGGGCUUGGAAAACGGGCAUGGUAAUGCGGCAGUGGGAGGAGCGGGAUAUGUUCCGAACUCGAAUUAUCGGCCGCCGAGGGUAGACGAUGUAUUGCCGGAGGAAUCAAGUAGCGAGAGAUGGGUUUCUGGGAAGUGGUAUGAAGAUGUGGAGGGUGAUGACGAGCUUUAA